CCUUUCCUUUCUUCCCCAUCUCAUUGCCUGGGAUAGUAUCUCACCACCCCACCAAAAGCUUGUUGUUUUCAGACAACUCCCCCCACCCCAAACCCUUGUUACCGAGUGUGUUACCUGCAGGAAAGGGAAGAUAAGCACUGCACUUUGACUAUGGAAGCAGAGGCUACUGAUGGAUACAUGCCAUGUGACAAUGAACUUUCGCCCGAAAGGGAGCACUCCAAUAUGGCAAUUGACCUCACCUCAAGCACACCCAAUGGGCAGCAUACCUCACCAAGUCACAUGACAAGCACAAAUUCCAUAAAGCUAGAAAUGCAAAGUGAUGAUGAGGAUUCUGACAGGAAGCCCCUGAGGCGGGAAGAUGGGAUCAGGGGUCAUAAUGAAGGGAGCAGCUUGGAAGAGCCCCUAACUGAGAACCACGAGAUGGUGGAGAACAGGAAAUUUCAGGAGCUGUCAGGCGAGGGAGGAAUCCGCCUUCCGAAUGGUAAACUGAAAUGUGACGUCUGUGGCAUGGUUUGCAUUGGGCCCAAUGUCCUUAUGGUACAUAAAAGGAGUCACACUGGUGAACGUCCCUUUCACUGUAACCAAUGUGGAGCUUCCUUCACACAGAAGGGGAAUCUACUGAGGCACAUCAAAUUACACUCUGGGGAGAAACCGUUCAAAUGUCCCUUCUGUAGCUAUGCUUGCCGGAGAAGGGAUGCCCUCACAGGACACCUCAGGACGCACUCGGUGGGUAAACCUCACAAGUGUAACUACUGCGGACGGAGUUACAAGCAACGCAGCUCUUUGGAGGAGCACAAGGAACGCUGUCACAACUACCUUCAGAAUGUCAGUAUAGAGGCUGCUGGGCAAGUCAUGAGUCACCAUGUAUCUACUAUGGAAGAUGGUAAGGAGCAAGAUCCUGGGAUGGACAACAAUGUUACUCUGGUGCCUUUUGAAAGACCUGCUGUUAUAGAGAAGCUGACAAGCAACAUGGGAAAGCGUAAAAGCUCCACCCCACAGAAGUUUGUGGGUGAGAAGCUCAUACGAUAUGGUUACCCUGAUAUACAUUUUGACACGAACUUGCCCUAUGAGAGAGAUACUGAGCUGAUGCAGACUCACAUGAUGGACCAAGCGAUCAACAACGCAAUUUCUUACCUUGGGGCAGAGGCACUUCACCCACUGAUGCAGCACACGCCAAGCACAAUUGCCGAUGUAGCACCCGUCAUAAGUUCAGCUUAUGCUCAGGUCUACAACCCUAACAGGAUAGAAAGACCAAUGAGCAGAGAAACUACUGACAGCAAUGAAAACAACAUGGAUGGCCCCAUCUCCCUCAUCAGACCAAAGAGUCAGCCCCAGGAAAGAGAGGCUUCUCCCAGCAAUAGUUGCCUGGAUUCCUCUGACUCAGAGAGCAGCCACGAAGACCACCAGUCCUACCAGGGGAACCCUGCCUUAAAUCCCAAAAGGAAGCAAAGCCCAGCUUACAUGAAGGAGGACUCCAAGGCUUUGGAUGUCGCGAAAGCAUCUAAGGGCUCUCUAAAGGAUAUCUACAAAGUUUUCAACGGAGAAGGAGAGCAGAUAAGGGCCUUCAAGUGUGAGCACUGCCGAGUCCUUUUCCUAGACCAUGUCAUGUACACCAUCCACAUGGGGUGUCAUGGCUACCGGGACCCACUAGAAUGCAACAUUUGUGGCUACCGGAGCCAGGACCGCUAUGAGUUCUCCUCACACAUUGUUCGAGGAGAGCACACGUUCCACUAGGCCUUCUCUUCCAAAGGGGACUCUGAGGUGGGGGUGGGAGGGGCGGGGACCCGCAGACACUGCACAUGAAGAAAUACUGCACUUACAAUUCCACUUUUCCUCAGACGUUGACACACCUUUUGUUGUUGU
Messenger RNA from Lacerta agilis (Sand lizard), 1863 nucleotides. It is a transcript of the gene IKZF2, whose product is annotated as IKAROS family zinc finger 2. Gene Ontology annotation, molecular function: DNA-binding transcription factor activity; RNA polymerase II cis-regulatory region sequence-specific DNA binding. The transcript has 8 exons. The record is from RefSeq and is a predicted model, not a curated record. Gene Ontology annotation, biological process: regulation of transcription by RNA polymerase II. Lineage: Eukaryota; Metazoa; Chordata; Lepidosauria; Squamata; Lacertidae. The coding region runs from base 151 to 1734 and encodes 527 amino acids.